Cyprinodon variegatus (sheepshead minnow) is the source of this 5581-nucleotide messenger RNA. RefSeq names its product unc-13 homolog B (C. elegans) (gene unc13b). The coding region runs from base 208 to 4614 and encodes 1468 amino acids. Gene Ontology annotation, molecular function: calcium ion binding; phospholipid binding; diacylglycerol binding. NCBI's taxonomy places the organism in Eukaryota, Metazoa, Chordata, Actinopteri, Cyprinodontiformes, Cyprinodontidae. The record is from RefSeq and is a predicted model, not a curated record. The transcript is spliced from 38 exons. Gene Ontology annotation, biological process: synaptic vesicle maturation; neuromuscular junction development; synaptic vesicle priming. Gene Ontology annotation, cellular component: neuromuscular junction; presynaptic membrane; plasma membrane.
UGAGAGUUUUAAUAAUGGCGUGGACACAGUGGGGAGCAGCUGCUCUUUACGUUCUGUCCGCUAACAGCAAGAAAGCCGCGAGCAUCGAAAAGGAUUUUAUGGCCGCUUUGAGAGCAUUUUAACGGAACUUAUAAUGUUACCGCACUGAGAUUAAAUCUCCGCUGAGAGCUUCAAACUGUGAAACUACCUGCUGCUCUUCGCUUUGUCAUGUCGUUACUGUGUGUCAGAGUGAAAAAAGCCAAGCUUCAAGGUCCACCAGAUAAGUUCAACACCUACGUGACGCUGAAGGUCCAGAAUGUUAAAAGCACAACCAUCACUGUGCGAGGAGACCAGCCCUGCUGGGAGCAGGACUUCAUGUUCGAGAUCAACCGGCUGGACCUCGGUCUCAUCGUCGAGGUCUGGGACAAAGGUCUCAUCUGGGACACCAUGGUGGGGACGGCCUGGAUUCCUCUGAAGACCAUCCGGCAGUCUGAAGAGGAGGGAUCUGGAGAGUGGAUUUUCCUGGAUGCAGAGGUUUUAAUGAAGGCUGAUGAGAUUUAUGGCACCAAGAACCCAACGCCUCAUCGGGUUCUGCUGGAUACCCGCUUCGAGCUGCCGUUUGAUAUACCAGAAGAUGAGGCUCAGUAUUGGACGGGCAAGCUUGAACGCAUCAACAUGGGAAUCCACGACGAGUAUCCCCUUCAGGAUGUGGACAAUCCGAGGGCCGCGCUGCAAUGUGCCCCCUCCCAGUGUUCUUUGGAUGACCAGGACAGUGCCGUGGACGACAGGGACAGCGACUACCGCAGUGAGACCAGCAACAGUCUGCCGCCGCGGUACCACACCACGGCCCAGCCCAACUCCUCCAUGCACCAGUUCCCCAUGGGGCCUCGUCCGCAGCAGCUGCCGGACUGCUGCACCGACUCUGUCCACAGUUUGGAUCUGGACUACAGGGACCAGAGAGGAAGCAGUCCAGAGGAAAGUAAUCGUUACGGGUCAUCGGGGAACCUGAGCCAGACUAGCUCACAGCUGAGUGAGACUGGCCAUGAGAGCACUGGAGGGUCUGAACUGGAAGAGUCUUUCCACUCCUACCACAGUAUCGGCUUACAUCCCUCCACUAACGGCCAACCUCGCCCCACUGGACAUCUCCCCACCAACGGGCUCUCAACCGGCAGUAAGAAGGACGAGGAUGUCCAGUGCCCUGGAUUAAUACGGGAUUUAAAGAGCGACGCAUCGGAAAAAGAAGCAUCUAAACCCCAAAGAUUCCAUGAUGGAGGCCCGCCGUUGCCUUUCUCCCCAUCUAGAGUUCGUUGGUUGAAAGCCAUCAACAAAGUGAGGGUUCAGCUCCGGGAGGUUAGAGAUGUGGAACCCAACAGCAGACAGGCCUGGCUUAAACCCGGCGGUGGAUCUGGGCUGUAUGGAAUUGACAGCAUGCCAGACUUGCGCAAGAAGAAGCCCAUCCCUUUGGUCAGCGAUGUGGCUAUGUCCCUCGUCCAAGCCAGGAAGGCUGGCAUUGCCUCUGCUAUGGCUGCACGGUCCUCGUUCAAGGAUGAGGAGCUGAAAAACCAUGUGUACAAGAAGACACUGCAGGCUCUCAUCUACCCCAUUUCCUGCACUACACCACAUAACUUUGAGGUGUGGACGGCCACCACUCCCACUUACUGCUAUGAGUGUGAAGGGCUGCUGUGGGGAAUCGCCCGCCAAGGCAUGCGCUGCUCCGAGUGUGGGGUCAAGUGCCACGAAAAGUGCCAGGAGCUGCUUAAUGCUGAUUGCUUACAGCGAGCGGCUGAGAAAAGCUCCAAGCAUGGAGCAGAAGAUCGCACCCAGAAUAUCAUCAUGGCCAUGAAAGACAGGAUGAAGAUCCGAGAAAGGAACAAACCGGAGAUCUUCGAGCUGAUCAGGGAAGUGUUCGAUGUCGCUAAAGCCCUUCAUGCUCAGCAGAUGAAGACCAUCAAACAGAGCGUGUUGGACGGGACCUCGAAGUGGUCAGCCAAGAUCACCAUCACGGUGGUUUGUGCUCAGGGACUUCAGGCGAAAGACAAGACCGGUUCCAGUGAUCCAUAUGUGACAGUUCAGGUGGGCAAGACCAAGAAGAGAACCAAGACCAUUUAUGGCAACCUCAACCCAGUCUGGGAGGAAAAGUUUCACUUCGAAUGCCACAACUCUUCGGACCGCAUCAAAGUUCGCGUUUGGGACGAAGACGAUGACAUCAAGUCGAGAGUGAAGCAGCGCUUGAAGAGGGAGUCGGAUGAUUUCUUGGGCCAGAGUAUCAUCGAAGUUCGAACUCUGAGCGGAGAAAUGGACGUCUGGUACAACCUGGAGAAGAGGACGGACAAGUCGGCCGUGUCUGGUGCCAUUCGGCUGCAAAUCAACGUGGAGAUCAAAGGAGAGGAGAAAGUGGCUCCGUAUCAUGUGCAGUACACCUGUUUGCAUGAGAAUCUGUUCCACUUUUCCACCGACGUGCUCGGCCAGGGGGCGGUUAGAAUCCCAGAGGCUCGUGGAGACGAUUCAUGGAAGCUCUACUUUGACGAUGUGGCGCAGGAAAUAGUUGACGAGUUUGCGAUGCGCUACGGGAUCGAGUCCAUCUACCAAGCUAUGACACAUUUUGCCUGCUUGUCUACGAAGUACAUGUGUCCUGGGGUUCCUGCGGUAAUGAGCAGCCUGCUAGCUAAUAUCAACGCGUUCUACGCCCACACCACUGCAUCCACCAACGUCUCUGCCUCCGACCGUUUCGCUGCGUCCAAUUUUGGGAAAGAGCGCUUUGUUAAGCUUCUAGAUCAGCUGCACAACUCCUUGCGUAUUGAUCUCUCCACCUAUCGGAACCAUUUUCCUGCCAGCAACAAAGACCGCCUGCAAGAUUUGAAAUCAACAGUGGACCUUCUGACCAGCAUCACAUUCUUCAGGAUGAAGGUCCAGGAGUUGCAGUCUCCACCCAGAGCCAGUCAGGUUGUGAGGGACUGCGUCAAAGCCUGUCUCAACUCCACCUAUGACUACAUCUUCAAUAACUGCCAUGAACUGUACAACAGACAGUACCAGCCUGCAGAUGCAAACAAGGAAGAGCUCCCCCUGGAGGAGCAGGGCCCCAGUAUCAAGAACCUGGACUUCUGGCCCAAACUCAUCAUGCUUAUCGUCUCCAUCAUCGAGGAAGACAGGAACUCCUACACGCCUGUCCUUAACCAGUUUCCGCAGGAGCUGAAUGUUGGAAAGGUUUCAGCAGAAGUCAUGUGGAUGCUUUUCGCUCAGGACAUGAAAUACGCUUUGGAAGAGCAUGAGAAGCAUCGACUGUGUAAAAGCACAGACUACAUGAAUCUACACUUUAAAGUCAAGUGGCUCUACAAUGAAUACGUCAAGGAGCUUUCAACCUUUAAGAGCGUCAUUCCUGAAUACCCAUCUUGGUUUGUGCAGUUCGUUCUGCAGUGGUUGGAUGAAAACGAGGACGUGUCGAUGGAAUUCAUGCAUGGAGCCCUGGAGAGAGACAAGAAAGACGGAUUCCAGCAGACGUCUGAGCAUGCUCUGUUCUCCUGCUCGGUGGUGGACAUCUUCACCCAGCUCAACCAGAGCUUUGAGAUCAUCAAGAAACUGGAAUGCCCCGAUCCCAACGUCAUGGCUCAGUACAGCCGCCGCUUCUCCAAGACUAUCGCCAAAGUUCUCCUGCAGUAUAGUGCCAUCCUUACCAAGAGUUUUCCUUCAUAUAUCGACAAGGAGAAAAUUCCUUGUGUCCUCAUGAAUAACGUGCAGCAGCUGAGAAUCCAGCUGGAGAAAAUGUUUGAAUCAAUGGGUGCCAAACAGAUGGACACGGAGGCCAGCGACCUGCUGAGCGACCUUCAGGUGAGGCUCAACAACGUUCUGGACGACCUCAGCAGCACGUUUGGGAACAGCCGCACGGCACGGAAACAAUACUUCCACGCCGGAGGGAACGGACUGAAGAAGGCCUUCCUGGAGAAGAGCGCCGAGCUUUCCUCUCUCCGCCACGCUCUGUCUCUCUACACCCAGACCACUGACACCCUCAUCAAAACCUUUGUGACCACGCAGCAUUCACAAGUGCACAAUGGGAAGGGUAUUAGGCUAACUCCUAAUGAGAAAACGCAGCCCAACAGGGGCUCAGGCGUGGAUAAACCCAUCGGGGAGGUGUCCCUGCAGAUUGAGCUCUACACCCAUCCAAAGAGUGGAGAGCGGAAAGUUACACUGAAAGUCAUAGGAGCCAGCGAUUUGAAGUGGCAGACGUCCGGUAUGUUCAGACCGUUCGUGGAAGUCACCAUGAUCGGGCCUCAUCUCAGCGACAAGAAACGCAAAUUUCAGACCAAAUCCAAGAACAACAGCUGGUCUCCCAAAUACAACGAAACCUUCCACUUCGUUCUGGGGAACCAGGACGGCUUCGAGUGCUACGAGGUUCAAGCCUGCGUCAAAGACUACUGCUUCGGCCGCGCGGACAGCGUGGUGGGCCUGGCCGUGGUUCAGCUGAGGGACAUCAUGGAGAAGGGAAACUGUGCCUGCUGGUGCCCCCUGGGGCAGCGCAUCUACAUGGACGACACGGGCCUCACCGCCAUGCGGAUCCUCUCCCAGCGCUCCAACGACGACGUGGCGAAGGAGUUCGUUCGGCUCAAGUCGGAGACGCGGUCGGCGGAGGAGGGAAGAUGAGAGUGUUCUUCACCUCCUAACCCUCGUCUUCGUCAGCUGAUGGGACGCAGCACGUCACAGGGCCAAAUGACACCCCAUCCACCCCAAGUGUUCUUGUGCAAUAACCCCCCACCCCACCCUCCCUGAGGUUCAAGCCUUUCGCUCUGAAAGCUGUGAAUGUUGAUCUUUCUGCAGCUCCUCUGGCUGAAAACAGAAAGAAAAUCCCUGUUUUUAAUAACUGGAAGCUGAAGGUUUUACAUCCUCAUCAAUCAUUUCGCUUAUUUUAGCAGAUUAAAACAGAUUAUGACAGUCUGAGCGGCUAAAUGUGUGCCUUGGAUUAAAUCUGUCUUCGUCCUGUUUGGACAUUUUUGUUUCAGGCCCCGUGGCCUCAUGUUUCCUGUUUUACACUGCCGCCAUUUUAUUUAUUUUUUAUAUCUAUUUAUUUCCUUUUAGAAGACUUUGAUUUCUGCUGGGAAAUGAUUUGUUUUUUUUACUUUUUUCCUCUCAUGUUUGGACCCCGUUUGCACAGCGGCUCUGGGGAAAAAGCUGCAGUUUUGUUACAGAUUAAAUUGCACAACCGGACCUGAGUAAAGUUAUUUACAUUCAUCUGUUUAAAAAUACUAUAUAGUUUACAUUUCACCCCCUUGCCCAUUUAUUUCUCUCUUAAUUGCCUUAAUUAAAAAAAAACUAUUUUUUAUUUAUUAUUUAAUGUUUAUUCUUAAUUUCUUAAUAAUCUUAAAUGAAUUUCCCCAGAUUGAUGUCAAAUUAGUUGAAUUUCCUGAAUGUUUUGUAUUUUUUAUUCCAGUAAUUGGAUGUAAUCUGGGUUUUUGUGGAAAUCUGUCCGUUUGGGUCUCAUUUCCCGUUUUAUUUAUUUAGUCUUAAAUGCUCCUUUUAUGUUUUAAAGUGAUUUUUCUGGAUGUUUCUUUGCUUCUUGAAGUGACACACUGCAAAAUCUAAAAAUGAGUAAAAAUGUCUUAAAUUAAGUGUA